AUAUUUAUAAUUCUAGACUAAUGUUAAUAAAAUCCUAAAAGUGUUAAUUUUGAACAUAGAAGAGGUAAAAAAUGAAAUGAAAUUCAUAAAUUGAAAAUAAUAUAUGAAAUUUUAAAUAUUAUUUUGUAUAAUAGAACAGAAAAAUUGAAUUUUUAUAAAAUAAUAUAAUAAAACGAAUUUUGAGACACGAAAUAUUUACAUUAUAAAAAUAAACAUAUUUUAAAAAUUAUUUAAGAAAAUUAUUUGUUAUAAUUUAUAACAAAAACUAUGAUUGAAAUAACAGCAAAAUUAAUUAGAGGACCUGUAUAUUUUUCUGGUGAAGUUAUAGAAUGUUUAGUCUCGUUUAGUAAUCCUCCAAAUCCAAUUCAUCAAAUUUCUCAAAGUCAUAGUGAUAUUUUUGAAAGUCUUGCAUGGGCUAGUGCUCAAGUUCAUUGUCAAUGUUCUACAAAUAGUAAAAUUGUUUUUUCAGAAAAAUUAAAUAUGACUCAAUUAGCUGCUAUUAAUGCUAAUACAACAUUUGCCCCAUGGCAACAAGAUAAUGGUCAUGUUGUUCUAAACACAAAGCCCAAAAUUUUAUUUUGUGAUUUACGUCUAUCUCCCGGUGAAAGUAAAACAUAUCUUUAUCGGGAAACAAUUCCAAGUGAUGCACCUCCAUCUUAUAGAGGACAUGCAGUAAAAUAUUCAUAUAAAAUCACUGUUGGAACACAACGAGUAAACACAGCUAUAAAAUUACUUAGAAUUCCAUUUAGAGUACUUUCUUUAAGUGAAUUGCCUGAAGUAGCUGCUUGUAAUGAUAGCGUUGAUUUAAGUCCAAAUAAUCCAUUCAUGGAAACACAACAUAGAGAAACUCCAUUAGAUGUGGCACUACAAACUCUUCAGAAUUUAACAGCUAGACGUAGUCCAAAUUUUUAUAAUAUUACAAAUGGACGUGGACGUGUCGUAAGAUUUUGUCUUUUCAAAAAUUCCUAUAAACUUGGAGAAGAUAUAGUUGGAACAUUUGAUUUCUCAAAUGCCACUGUUUCUUGUGCACAAGUAUCUGUUGCAUUGCAAUCAGAAGAACAUAUUUCUGAUGAAUACAGACGAGGAAAGGCCAUAACUCCAACUUUAGUUAGUUAUAAUAAACAUCAUGAAAUGUGUAUGGGUUUAAAAUAUUCUCAUUUAGUAUUACCAAUACCGUUACAUGUAACACCGGAUUUUACUACUGAUUUGAUGACAUUAAAAUGGAGAUUACAUUUUGAAUUUGUUACAACUUCAAAACUAGUAGAAAUGCCUAGUGAAACUAGUAUUAAUUGGCAAGGACCAUUAGUUUUGGAUGUUGAAACAAUGAUUUGGGAUUUACCUGUUCAUAUUCAUCCAACAACUACACCACCUAAUACUGCACAACAAAUAAAAUACAAUAUAAUCAUAUAGCAAAUUGAAAAAUAUUGUAAGAAUUCAUAGAUUAUUUUUCAUUUAUAGUAGUAUAUAUAGUUAAAUUUUCAUAUCUAUUAUAUUUUUCAAGAAGAUAGAUAUAGAAAAAUGUACAUAGAUAAAUAAAAUAUUUUAUUUAUAUAAUAUAUAUGAAUUUAACAAAACAAAUUAUAUUUAAACAUUUAAAAUAAUUUAAAAUAUUUUUAAUAUCUUAUUCACAUUAUAAUUAAUUGUAAUGUUUCUUUAUAUAUUCAAUAAAAUUUAAUUCAUUU
This is a messenger RNA of Apis florea (little honeybee), 1682 nucleotides long. Its product is annotated as RAB6A-GEF complex partner protein 2. The record is from RefSeq and is a predicted model, not a curated record. Lineage: Eukaryota; Metazoa; Arthropoda; Insecta; Hymenoptera; Apidae.